Messenger RNA from Odobenus rosmarus divergens (Pacific walrus), 834 nucleotides. RefSeq names its product outer dense fiber of sperm tails 3-like 2 (gene CIMAP1D). The transcript has 4 exons. The coding region runs from base 1 to 834 and encodes 277 amino acids. The record is from RefSeq and is a predicted model, not a curated record. Lineage: Eukaryota; Metazoa; Chordata; Mammalia; Carnivora; Odobenidae. Gene Ontology annotation, cellular component: cytoskeleton; cytoplasmic microtubule.
AUGGGGACCCUCAGCUGCAACCCUGAUCCACGGCUGACCACAGCACCCCAGGGCUGGCGGGCCACUGAGUGCCAGAUUCUGGAGACCGGCUUGAAGAAGUCCUGCGGGAUGGACACUCUGGAGAAUGGCUCGGGGCCAGGCUUGUAUGUCCUGCCGUCCACCGUGGGCUACAUCAACCACGACUGCACCAGGGCGGUCAGUCCGGCCUACUCCCUCUUCUGGAGGCCCCGCCCCACAUCUCCACAGGACACCAGCCCUGGGCCUGUCUACUUCCUGGACCCAAAAGUCACCCGGUUUGGCCGAAGCUGCACCCCUGCCUACUCCAUGCAGGGCCGGGGCAAGUCUCGGGGUCUGGAGGUGACACCAGGCCCUGGGGCCUACAGCCCAGAGAAGGUAGCCCCUGUGCGUCACCGGACGCCUCCGGCUUUCACUCUGGGAUCCCGCCUACGACCACAGCUCCAGGACACCUCAGCCCCUGCCCCUAACACCUAUACUCUGCCCUCCCUCUGGGGCUCCCAGAUAUUCACUAAGCCCAGCAGCCCCAGCUACACGGUAGCAGGCCGCACACCCCCCACUCGCCCCCCUCAGGACCCUGCUGAGAUACCAGGCCCUGGCCAGUAUGAUAGCCCAGACCCCAACACCUACCGUCAGCGCCGGCCCGCCUUCACCAUGCUGGGCCGGCCGCGUGCCACCCGCACCCCGGAGGAGACUCCUGGGCCUGGUGCCCACAGACCUGAGCAGGUCACCAUGACCACAGCCAGGGCCCCAGCGUUCACCAUGGGCAUCCGCCACUCCAAAAGGGCUACCACCAUGGGUGGGGACAUCACGCCCUGA